CCCGCUGCGGCCCUCAGGGUCACCUGUCCCCUCACGGGCCUGAGGAGGGGGACACGCCACCCCCUCACGGCGCUGCGGGGUCCUGCCCCGGGACUGCCCCAGCCGCGCUGGGAAGCGGCAUGGAACGAGGAGAAAACGCGAUGGAAGCGGGUCCCAUCGUGACGUCCAAGCAGCGGGAGGAGGUGGUGCACGGCGUCCCCACCGAGGUGGUGUGCACGGCCUUCUCCAACUCCGUGCUCGUGGUGGUCACCCAGUACGGCAAGAUGGGCACCAUCGUCUACGUGGACCCCAACACCAUCGGCGACAACGUGGGCAGGCCCUCGCUCACCACCAAGGUGCUGCUGGGCAAGGAUGAGCCCCUCGUUCAUGUUUGUGCCAAAAACCUGGUGGCGUUCGUGUCACAGGAAGCUGGGAACAAACCUGUUCUUCUCGCCAUGGCUUUAAAGGACAAGACCAUGGAAGGAAUACAGGCUCUACGGGAAGUGAUCCGAAGUUGCCAAGUGUGGUGAAGUUGUGCCAUCUGGAUUCAAGGAAACGAUCUCGAGUCCAUGACUCAUCACCACCUAUUUAAAAGGACCAGAAAUGAAAAUGAUGGAAUGUCUUUGUGGUGGUUCUGGACGUACUGAGGAAUUUGAUGAAUUUUUCUCUACUGUGUAGAAUAUUUGUGAGUUUUGUUACUGGGACGGGUUUGCAGUCCAUAUAGUCAGUGACGGGACAAGAACAAUUGUCUCAAUAUACAAGAGAAGUGUUAUUUUUACUGUGUUGGGUGGGUCAUAUAUUUUGGAAAGGGCUCGGCUCUGCACUUGUGUCCUCAGGAGCUGUAGAUGCCAAGCUCUGUAGCUGCACUGUACCACAAAGGGGGAACACCCAGUGCAGAGGGAAUAAAAGAAACACUGACAAAUCUAA
Molecule: messenger RNA, 906 nt
Organism: Pseudopipra pipra
Lineage: Eukaryota; Metazoa; Chordata; Aves; Passeriformes; Pipridae
Gene: PSMG3
Product: proteasome assembly chaperone 3
Exons: 3
Coding region: 120-509 (129 amino acids)
Biological process (GO): proteasome assembly
Source: RefSeq, a predicted model, not a curated record